AUGGAAAUGGUUGAGGCUUUUAGACGACGACAACAACAACAACAACAACAACAGCGACAACAACCACCUCUACCACCAAUGCAUGUGCCAUCCCUAGUAGUACAAGACCACCAACGUAAAGGUCAAACAAUUUCACUCACAAAAGAGUUUAAAAAGAUGAAACCGUCGUUGUUUAAAGGAGGGAUUGACCCACUAAAAGCAGAAGUAUGGGUGUUAGGCAUUGAGAAAAUGUUUGAUGUCUCUCUGUGUACUGAGGCACAGAAAGUUCUACUUGCUGCUCUUACAUUGGAAGAUGAAGCACGCCGAUGGUGGAUGCUGAUAAGAUAUGAACAUCAGGGAAUGAAUUGGGCUGAAAUUUUGGAAGUCUUUUGUGAAAAGUAUUUCCCACCGUGUAUUCAAGAUAGGAAUGUGAUAGAGUUUGAAAACUUGAAGCAAGGAAACAAAAUCGUAGAAGAAUAUAAGGCACAGUUUACCAAGUUAGCCCGUUUCGCACUGCACAUGGUCAACACGGACUACAAGAAGGCGAGGAAAUUUGAGGGAGAACUCUGA
Molecule: messenger RNA, 549 nt
Organism: Camellia sinensis
Lineage: Eukaryota; Viridiplantae; Streptophyta; Magnoliopsida; Ericales; Theaceae
Source: RefSeq, a predicted model, not a curated record